UCUUGACCGAUCAUCACUCGAAACAGGCCGUGGUAAACCGCUGGAUUUCUCAUCAUUCAUUUGAAAGAACGCUGCUCGGCAAGGCGAUGGCAGAAAACGGAAACCCACGAGCAAUCGUUGGGACACAGGCUCACAGGCCUGGGAAUAUCCCAUCAGAAGAGCCAACACCUCUGAAUUGGGGACGCCCCGAGCAGACGGGAGCGGCAUAUGACUUUAGAAGCGACGUCAUAACAACACCAUCCCAAGGCAUGUUAACCGCCAUCGCACGAACGACCCUCAACGACGACGUCUUCGAGGAAGACACCACAACCUCCUCCUUCGAGCGCGAGAUAGCAACCCUAUGCGGCCACGAGGCAGGCGCCUUCGUCCUCAGCGGCACCAUGGCCAACCAGCUCGCCCUCCGCACCAUUCUCCACCAGCCCCCGCACGGCAUCCUCGCAGACGCGCAGUCGCACAUCGUCCACUGGGAGGCCGGCGGCGUGGCGCAUCUGUCUGGGGCUAUGGUACAGGCUAUCUGGCCGAUUAACGGCUGCCACCUCACCUUAGCGGACGUCCAAAAACACGCCGUAAUAACGGACGACGUGCAUAAGUGCCCGACCCGCGUCGUCAGUAUCGAGAAUACCACGUCCGGGACGAUAGUACCCCUGGCAGAGCUCCGACGUAUCGGCACCUGGGCAAGGGGGAAUGGCAUCGCAGUCCACAUGGACGGCGCCCGGCUGUGGGAGGCCGUGGCCGCGGGCGCGGGGACGAUCCGUGGAUUCUCGCGGUGUGUGGACGUGGUUACGCUGGACUUUAGUAAGAACCUGGGCGCGCCGAUGGGGGCGAUGGUGGUUGGGCCGGCGAGGUUGAUCAGGAGAUUGCGGAGGAUUAGGAAGAGUGUCGGCGGGGGGAUGCGUCAGGCGGGAGUCCUGGCUGCUGCGGCUAGGCAGGCUGUGGUGGAGAAUUUUGGGCUCGGCCAGGUGGAUUCUAGGGGGGUUUUGGGGAGGAGCCAUGAGUUGGCGCGGAAGGUUGGACGGAUGUGGACGGAGCGAGGAGGGAGGCUGUCGCGAGAAGUCGAGACGAAUAUGGUCUGGCUUGAUUUGAGGCGUGCAGGUAUUGACUCGACGGCCUGGAAUGAAGCGGGAAAGAGACGAGGGAUCAGACUUAAUGGGGAAAGAGUCGUUCUCCAUCACCAGGUUUGUGACUCGGCCAUGGAGAAGCUCAAGGCCGUCAUAGAGGAGGUGCUUGAUGGCCGUGAUUGUGAAACAAGACUCGGCUAUGGUCCAGUUGUUUCAGUGCAGGAGGGUUUGAUGAGGGCAAAGAUUUAAUUAAUAAAAUUGUGACUGCAUUCAAUACACUCACUUCUUAACAGCUAGCAUCAGUUUGGAGAGUAAAUGAUACAAAACCAACCACA
This is a messenger RNA of Phialemonium atrogriseum, 1393 nucleotides long. RefSeq names its product threonine aldolase. The transcript has 2 exons. The record is from RefSeq and is a predicted model, not a curated record. NCBI's taxonomy places the organism in Eukaryota, Fungi, Ascomycota, Sordariomycetes, Cephalothecales, Cephalothecaceae. Gene Ontology annotation, cellular component: cytosol. Bases 87 to 1307 code for a protein of 406 amino acids. Gene Ontology annotation, biological process: glycine biosynthetic process; L-threonine catabolic process. Gene Ontology annotation, molecular function: L-allo-threonine aldolase activity.